Molecule: messenger RNA, 13209 nt
Organism: Pelobates cultripes (western spadefoot toad)
Lineage: Eukaryota; Metazoa; Chordata; Amphibia; Anura; Pelobatidae
Source: the annotation of a GenBank genome assembly
AUGAAUAGGAUCGUUGAAAUUGCUGCAUGCCAUUCAUCACAUACAUCUGCUUGCAAGACUCAGAGUGGUCAGGUAUAUAUGUGGGGUCAGUGCCGAGGACAGUCAGUCAUCCUUCCAUACCUCACCUACUUUGUCUGCACUGAUGAUGUGUUUGCCUGUUUCUCCACACCUGCAGUAAUGUGGCGCCCCCUAUCAGUAGGUAAGCCGAGUUGCAUGAUUUCCAGGUUAUUUUGAUCGCUAUUCAGAUGCUUGCGUGAAAUUUAGCAUUAAAAUUCCCAAUUGCUAAUGUUCAAAGUUUGUAAUGUUUGAUAGUCUUCUUUCCAUAUAUUAAGUGGCCUAGGAGCAUGCAAUAUUUCCAAGGUUCACACAUAAACUUCUUUAGAUUCAAAGCCCUUUUUAUAUGGUCACAAAGUGUAUGCGUUUAAAAGUUGCUGGAAAAUAUUGCCUAACCCUGCAUAUACCAUUCAUUCUGGAAACCUAUAUAUGUAUAUUGCAUUACAUCAUUAAUGUUAAAUCCUUUGGCUUUUUAGCCUAUGCUUCUUAGUGACGCAUGGCACUCUGCUUUUAAAAAUUAGGAACACAACUUUAAACUCAGUACUGUGUGUCUUAAUUUGUGGAUUGGAAUGAAAAGUGCUAUUUUCUCUAUUGAAUGGAACAGGUACAUGUUGUUUGAAAGGCCACCUGCAUCUGAUCACAACCAACUGCAUACAGUAGCAGCACUGUAUAACUUUCAGGCCUGGCUAGUAGCUUAGGAGCUGAAAUUUUGAGCCCUGUUAUAAUAAUAAAGUAAACAUAUAGAAUUACAUCAACUAGCAGUGUCAGUGCUAUGUUGAAGGCACACUCUAAGCACCAUAACAACCUAUGCUCAUUGUGUAUGUUAUUGUGCAUGGAGUUCCUCUGUCACUGUGUCACUGCAGCUGCAAGACAGGCCUUAUUCAAGCAGUGCGCAGGUACAGAACCCAAUGACUGUACAGAUUCUCUGUGCCUUAAUAACGCUCACUGUGGUGAGGGAAAGAGGAACUGUCACUUUCAGAGAAGUGACAGUUCCACUUUAAUAGCUUGCUCAAUGAGGUUGUGCCAACAAGGGGGCCUUUUAAAUAUGUACUGGGUCUUGUAUCCUUUUUAGAGGAAACCUUUUUUUAAAAUUGUCUUGAAUAAUCAAAUAUUAAGCCAAUAGAUUAAAAUGUAUGUUGAUUUAAGACAUUGGUUAAUAUGAAUGUACAGAAUCUUUAAAAGGUCAUGUUUGUAAGGCAUUUACACCCUCUCUAAAAAAAAUAAAAAAAAAUCUUUUAUUUUCUCUAGAGGCAGACGAACACCUUACUGUUGCAGAAUCAUUAAGGAAAGAAUUUGAUAACCCUGAAACUGCAGACUUGAAAUUCUUAGUAGAUGAAAAAUACAUACAUGUGCAUAAGGUUCUUCUUCAGAUUAGGUAAGCGUUUGUGUGCAUAACACAUUUAUACAUACAUUUAUCAAAGACAUGCUGGAACAAGACCGCAGAAACAAACAUUUGGUUUCUGUAAUGUUUGCUCCAAAUAAAAAGUUUUGUUUCGCAACUGCUCCAGUUAUGCCUUGAUAAGUAAUUCCUUAUAAGUUUCUAAGUGUAAGUUUACAAGUUUGAAAGCUUCCUUGUUCCAGGGAAAUAUUUGUAUUUUUUUAUUAUAUGUAUUUACAUCUGUUUGAUUUUCUGUGCACCACUUUGUCUGCUAUUAACAGGAAUAACGAUUGUCAGGGAUGAUUUACAGACAUGUCUAGAUGGACAAAUGUUCACAUAUGCCUCGUUUCCACUGAGCAGAUCGGUUUGGUACGCUAUUUUGAGUAUUUCCAUUAUGAAAGUGGCCCAUACAACCGAAACGUACCGCACCAUUCAUGGUCCUCCUUCAGAUGUAGGGCCAUAGGAAAUGGUACGGUACGGUUAGGGCGGAGCUACUAGCGUCACACUAUACAAUCCAAUGAUUGGCGGACAGGAAAACGUCAAUGCUCACGACAAAUGACACGCUAUGCAUUUUUUCUAAACCCCGCAUGGCCCCUGGCGGUCCUACUUGCAGUGGAAAUGCUCACCUGAAUAGGAUGGACCAUUCUAAACCUUCCAAACUGUACCGACCCGAACCGUUCCGCUCAGUGGAAACGAGGCAGUAGAUUACCAUACAAUUAGACAGAUCUGAAGAGGCAGUCCCUUUUUCCACACAUCUUCAAAGGACUACAGUACACUCUAGUGUUUUAGUGGAUUGUGAAAAAUACACAUAAGUAAGUUAAUACACAGGUGAUUUGAGAACAAAAAUCAGAGUUUGAACAUUAAUUUGCCCUUCAGAGAAUGAACAGAAGUUGAAGUACCCUUUACUUUGGCUGACAUGGCUGUAAUGCUUCAUUUCUGGUGUUUCUCUAAAAUGUAGUAUUUUUACACAGAGGAGUGACAAUGUAGAGCUGCUUCCUAGAAAUGAGAAACAGGGGUCGGAGCCUGACCACCAUGAUGACUGGUCGAAUGUAAGUGCAGCUCCUGAAUAUUGUGGCCCUUUUUGCUGAUAACCGCAGAUGUUAUACUCCUCUUGCACCAGAAAACUGAGACUAUUUGUGCACGACUCCUGGUGCUGGGACUUUGCCUCUAUUGGAGAUCUAAAGCCUCUGUGACUGCAGCCUAAUCAAGCAGUGAGUGAGGUUGAUACCACUGCCCUGCUCUUUAGCCCAACUGUAACACACCGGCUCCUCUAUGCUACUUAUUGCUGCUGCCUUCCCCUUUUAUCCCCCCCGGAUCUGCCGGGUUAAUCGCGGUUCCCACUGGAGGGGUUUUGACGCUGUUUAGUGAGAUACUCUGCGCAACCUGCACUGGUGAUUUCCCGCUGUUUAGUGAGAUACUCUGCGCAACCUGCACUCAUAAUUUACUGUUGUUUAGUGAGAUACUUUGCGCAACCUGCACUGGCUGCCUCUUUGAAACUGACCACAAUGUUAAGUCUGCAGAAAGACUCCUUUGUGAAAGCAUUUGAUACUCUAUGCUCCAAAUCUUAGGACAUGCUACUACAGGGCACUACUGUUACAGCUGAGUCACCCCAACUGAGGGCAUUUGCCCAUUAAAAACAUCCUACCUGGCACUUCAGAUUUGAUCCUGCAGCCAGUUAAUAGGACUCAAGCCUUGGAGAGUAGACAUCCGCAUCGUAGCCCAUAACCCUGGAGAAACCUGCACCGACAUUGGAUUCGCCUAGUGGGCUUCCAGUCUAGGCUCAAAUCUGCGGGUGUCACGUGCUGGCUCGUGUAGUGACAUGGGGCUGGUGGAUCUCAACAUGUUGGACUUAUGUCUAUGCUAGGACUUUGCUAUCAUCAAAUUUAGCCAUGCCUGUGGUUGGAGUGGGAUGAAGGGCCAUCAUAUAGGGAUGGUUCACAUACAAGUUUUACUUAGUGAUGCUCCAGUGGGUUUUCUUUUUUUUUUUUUUUCUCACAUUUCUUUCAUUGUUAUUGUUGGUAAUAUGUUGAAGGAGCCACCAUCACUUGACACAUAUCUACUUAGUAUUUCGAAGGUCAGAGCAACCCAGCGACCCAUGUUUUAGCGUGUGCUGAUUAAGCCUGUUAAUAUUAACACAAUCGUUUGUACACAUAGGCAGUAAGGCUUCUUUAUGUUUAGUUCAUCUUAAACUUGAAACCUCCUAGAUAUAUUUUCCUUGUUUCUUUUUGUUAAUUUUAUUGUGAGUGGUUAUAUCUCACUACAAAUGUCUUUUCAUACUGGACCUUACACUUGGCUCUAUAUAUAUAUAUAUAUAUAUAUAUAUAUAUAUAUAUAUAUAUAUAUAUAUAUAUAUAUAUAUAUAUAUAUAUAUAUUAUGUACUCUGUUCUAUCUGUCUCAUCCGAUUGCCACUCACUCUAUUAUAAAAUGAGGUAUGAUUUACCAGUAUGAUCAUAUGUCUUUCACGACUAUCUCUUGUCAGAUACUGUACUGUCUCAUUUUCUUGUCAUGCAUGUCUCUCAAUAAAAAGGUGAGUGACAAAAAAUAAAUAAAAAAUUGAGAAGGAAUGUCCAUGUUGUGCGUCUACUAUUGACAGGAAUGUUUAAUUAUUUAAAUGCACAUCUAUGUAGCACCAGCAUUAUCUGCAGGGCUUUAUUUGACAACAAAUAAUUUGAGGAAGGCCCUGUUUGAAAUAGGUUUUACCAUCCUAGACUGUAACCUCAUCUAAGGUUUAUGGGCUUGACUUAAAUGGAAAGUGUCAAACCAUGUGUUAAGUGGUAUUUCCUCUCUCAAGGGACAACAUUACAUGUUCUACUCUUGAUCCUAUAUGAUUUCACAAUGUGGAGUUCCAGUGUGCAGGGAAUUUGUCAAGCGUGUAAGGAUAGAUUAUGGAGCGUGUAAUAAGCAUCGGUUAUCAUCUUAAAUGUCCUAUACUAACUGCAUGUCUGUACUGCACAUAGAGCACACUCUGCAAAUGCCCCUUUGGGCUGCGGUGUGUAGCCGCUCCCAUCUAAACACAUUUGUAAAUUAAGGUAUUUUGGCAGUUAUAUAACUGUGCGUUAGGUUGUGGUUUCAUGUCUUAUUCGUCAGUGUUUUUUAAAAGUAGGGAAGAGGUUAGAUUUAUCGAUGGAGGCCAAUCCUGCCCACAUUGUGCAAUUCAACCUCUAGCUUCUUCUUAUGCUGCAAUCAGACACUUCCAAAGCACUCUAUACUGUGUAUGUGGCUAUGGUUAGUGUCAGGGUUGGUGGAUGGUUAGGGGUUAAAUGUAGAAAUAGCACGGUUUGCAGCUAUUUAGUAUGGAAACAUAGCCACUUUACCAAACCGCAUCCUUAGGAAGGAAGUACAGGAGCGUGUCAAAAUUAGAGCAUGUCUGUUUGACCCAACAAGUCCCUUGAACACCCUAUAUUUGGGGUAUCAUUGUACUCAAAGACUGCAGCAGAAUACUAGUUUGGGGUCUUAACAGUAGUGAGAUGCGCGUGGUUUGUGAAUUUCCCCAUAAAAAUAAAAUGUGUAUGGAAAAACACCGUUUUAAAUAUAAACAGCAGAUUUGACUGAGGUUGUUGAUUAAAUGGUUAAUUGAAAAGAAUCAAUUUGCUCUUAGUUAACCCCUUAAGAACACGUGACAUGUCAUGAUUCCCUUUUAUUCCAGAAGUUUGGUCCUUAAGGGGUUAAAGCACCAUUGUCAUGCAGAACCUACAUUUCUUCUAUUGUUUCCUCUUCUCCUCCUCUUUCAAAAUCUGUUUUCUUCAUUUCUGAUCUAGUUUUCUUUAAAAUAUAAGACAAAGUAGGGAGAGUAUGGCUAUCAUCAGUCAGUCUUUGGCAUAUCCCCAAUAAAUUCUCGCUGGACAGAGACAUAUGGGAUUAGAAUCCAACCCAUAGACCUAUAAAUCUGAAUUCUUCCUGUGCAUGUUAAAUUUAACAGGUGCUUUUUACAAAUCUAUGUUUUAUAUAACAUUCAAGAUCCAGUACCCUCACUUACUAAGCUUCAACUUCAAAACCACCUGACUAAGGCCAAAAUAAUAGCGGUUUAGUUCCAGUAUAUGAUCAUAUAUUGCAUAAGCCUGCCACAACAUCAAUGUACCCCAUUCUUGGCAGGUCUUACUCUAGCAACCUAAUGCCUGCUCUGAUUACGAAUAAUCCACUUACUUGGGAAAUGCUUCCUCAUGGGACUCUCUGCAGGUCAAGGUUAAAUAGGGCCCUGAAAUGAGGCACACCUGACAGGGAGGGGUGCAAAAUUGGGGAGUUGGCCUGAAUUCCCAAAUAUAUUUACGUAUGUAUAUUUGAAAACAAAUCAAUUUUGUGAGCUUCGAAAUUGGUGUUCAGUGAGUGAGUGUGCUGAAUUUUGUAUGUUUUACAAAUUGGACCCAGUGACACCCCUCUAAUGUAUGCAUGUUCAGGUCAGUGUAGCCCUCUUGGUUUUAUAUGUUGUGCACAGUAUAUAUAUAUAUAUAUUUUUUUUUUUAAAUCCCCUUGAGGUGUGAACAUUUUCGAUCAUUCUUGCAUGAAAGUGAAGAAGAAAUCAUUGAAAUGAACCAAUUUUCCUACCCGGUUUACCGUGCUUUCUUGGAAUAUCUAUACACAGACAGCAUUAGUAUUUCUCCAGAAGAUGCAAUUGGUAAGACCAUUUUCAUUAGGAUCCAUAUAGUCUUUUGGUUUGCUUUUGUCUUUAUUUUGAAAAGUUUUGUGUUUAUGGGGUGGGGGUACAGAAGAGAAAACAGGGGAUUAGAGUUAUUGAGAUGUAUUUCACAGCACAUACAUAUGUUCUUUGAUGGUCAUCAAACAGGUCAAGCGCAUAUAACAAUUGUGUAUCAUUAAAAUCUAUUUGCGUUGUUUGCAGGUUAACAUUUUGCACAGUCUUGUUGAUAUUUGAUCAUUUUGGUCUUGUUCUUGAGGUGGGGUACAGAGAUGAGAGGGAUGGUGGGCCUGUAGUGGUGUGUAGCCGGUAGUGUGGCCCUAGUGAGCGUUUAUGUUAGAGCGUGCAUGGCCAGGUUCAGUGGUAACAUCUGGUAGUGUGGGGAUACCGGUAGUGAAUAGAAGGAUCUGGAUGAUUAUCAUGUGUCCUCUUGAUUUGUUUGUGAUUCGCAUAUAUUUUGUAUGUUAGUGCGUUCGAUUAUUUGAUAAGGGUGGCUUGUGUUGUCGCACAAGUUCACAAUAACUUCUGUGCUCCUAACAGUCUUUCGUGUUUGUUUUGAUCAUGGGAUUAGAGUGGGGUGUGGAAAGGGGGCGUUGGUUAUCCUAAGUUAUUUGUUCGGUGUUGUCCUGCAGCUGAGUGAGUUUACUGUUGUGGUUUUGUGACUGUUGUGUGGUUUGUGUUUGGUCUCUGUGGAGGUGUUCCUCACUGUGGUCCGUGAGGUGUGUGAAGGUUGUGGUUUGUCUUCUGUUCGUCUGGGGAGGGAGGUGUGGGUUGAGGUUAGGGACGGGGUAGAUGAGUAUCCGGUUGGUUUGCUUUUGUCUUUAACACAAGUAUCUUUUUAUUUUUUAUGAACAUGUAUUGAAUCAAUGUUGAAUAACAUAUUGUUUAUUAAAUUGCCUAUUUGCUUUGAGAGGUUGAGGGUUGAGAAAUUAUAAUUGUGAAACAUUCCUUAAAGAGCUCCGUAUUUAAACUUGGAAUGAGCUACCAUUUUUGUAAUGAAGUUCAGAAAUAUGAGUCCAUUACUUUUUUCAAAAAUUCAGUUUUAAUCACUUUAUUGUAUUGAAAAGGUUUGUUUUUUUUCAGCAUUAAGCUUUUGUUUGGUUAACCGGAGUCAAAAACCUUUUACAUUUUUUUUUUGCAUUUUCACUUAGUGCAAGGGAAGCCUCGACUAGCACAAUGAAGCAGGAUGUGUAUAAAUAUACUUUAAGCACACACCUCUUUUAAUGCCACAGUGCUUCAAUAUACGUUACAAAAUAAAGAUGCAUUAUGGAAAAAUCAAUGUUUUUUUUAUUUUUUUUUAUUUUUUAAGCAAACUGCACAAGGCACAUGUCCUUUUUAUCGAUUUACUUCCUUCCAUGACAACAUAUUCCAUAUUGCUGCAGUUUUGCUCCUGUCUGCUUUCAGGAACAUAACAUCCAGCUCAGAUCACAGACUUUAAAUGGGAAAAAAAAUGUUCUCUUAAAAUGAACAAAAUAAAGCACAGAUAACUUUUAAUAAACUAGUGUCGCCCUGAUGUGUAUGUGUCAAUGGAUUUGUAAGCACUGGUUUUAUUGGUCAAGGAUCAUAGUAUAUUUCUAACUAGUUCUGUACUCCACAGGGCUUCUGGAGUUGGCAACAUCCUAUAGAGAAAACCGAUUGAAACAGCUUUGUCAGCAAACCAUAAAGCAAGGUAUCUGCGAGGAGAAUGCUGUAAUACUUCUGUCUGCUGCUGUUAAGUAUGAAGCUCAGGUACAACACAUGUUUUCUUUUCACUUAGCUCCAUACAGCUCCAUACUUUGGAAGAAUUCAAUUUGCAUACAUGCAGUAGACAAGUUGAUUUCAAGUCAAUUACAUUUUCCUUGUUAAGAGUAUCCAACUCUAGUUAAAAAUCGAGGUUCUUUGACAAAGGAACACUAGAGUGUCAGCAAUACAAACAUUUAUUACUGCCACUAGAGGUGUUUCUAGGCUGUAAUAUAAACACAGCCUUUUCUCUGAAAAGGUAGUGUUUACAUUAAAAUGCCUGUAGGGACUUACUAUACAUACCAGAACAAAUGCUUGGUGACUAUAGUGUCCCUUUAAGACACUAAUAAUCUUCAUAAUUAAUGGAACAUCUAUCAUCAAAUUUUCAUCUCUUGUUUUUUAAAAGUUUAUUACAUCUAAUGAAACUUAAAGGGUCACUCCAACCCCAUUUUGCUUUUUGAAGUGGUCAUGGUGUUAGAAGUCAGAAUGUGCAGAGUUUCAGCUUGAAACGCUGCACAUUCAGAGAUAUUUUUAAUUGUGUGCCAAGGGCUAGUUGCACCUCCAACACAUGUGACUUAGGCUGCCCAGACAUACCUAAUUUCAUUUUUGUGCAUAAAAAGUGUCUGUCGUUCGCACACACUGCUCACUGGCUAUUGACCUUACUGCUUGCUGCACACACUGCUUUCUGUCUGCAAGGAGAAACUCAUGUCUCCACUCCCUCCAACUCACAUUGAAAAAAGCCAUCCAGCCACUCUAUUAUUUAUUUUUUUAUUAAAUUCCCUGCCCUCACUCCUCCUUUCCCUAUCCCAUACCAACUCCAAGCACAUCUGUGUGCCCUGAGACAAUAAAAUUGUUAAAUUAGAUAAAGAUUUUCUCACAAAUAAUUUAAUAUUUUCAUAUAUACCAUUUAAAAAUGUAUUAUUAAUGGGUUUUUCCAAUCCUUUUACAUAAUUAAUAGAAUAGUGCCCUAUUGGCAUUAUUCUAUAGGUCUCCUCUACAAAACCGCUCAAAGAGCAUUUUAGUAUUAAGUUUAACUUGCAUUAAUUCAGGUCCAAGAUGGGCAAAACUCCCGGGCACUGUGCGACACACUCCUGUCUGUCAUCACGGGAGCCGCACUAAUGUACAGGUGAUACUCGAAAAAUUAGAAUAUCGUGCAAAAGUUCAUUUAUUUCAGUAAUGCAACGUAAAAGAGGAAACUGAUAUAUGAGAUAGACGCAUUACAUGCAAAGCAAGAUAGUUCAAGCCGUGAUUUGUCAUAAGUGCGAUGAUUAUGGCUUACAGCUCAUGAAAACCCCAAAUUGACAAUCACAGUAAAUUAGAAUAUUGUAAAAAGUGCAAUAUUCUAGGCUCACAGUGUCCCACUCUAAUCCGCUAAGUAAGCCAUAACACUUGCAAAGGGUUUCUGAGCCUUUAAAUGGUCUCUCAGUCUGGUUCACUAGGAAUCACAAUCAUGGGGAAGACUGCUGACCUGACAGUUGUGCAGAAAACCAUCAUUGACACCCUCCAUAUGGAGGGAAAGCCUCAAAAGGUAAUUGCGAAGGAAGUUGGAUGUUCCCAAAGUGCUGUAUCAAAGCACAUCAAUAGCAAGUUAUGUGGAAGGGAAAAGUGUGGAAGAAGAAGGUGCACAAGCAGCAGGGAUGACCACAGCCUGGAGAGGAUUGUCAGGAAAAAGGCCAUUCAAAAGUGUUGGAGACUUUCACAAGGAGUGGACUGAGGCUGGAGUCAGUGCAUCAAGAGUCACCACACACAGACUGAUCCUGGACAUGGGCUUCAGAUGUUGUAUUCCUCGUCAAGCCGCUCCUGAACAAAAAAACGUCAGAAGCGUCUUACAUGGGCUAAAGAAAAACAGACCUGAUCUGUUGCUCAGUGGUCCAAAGUUCUCUUUUCUGAUGAGAGCAACUUUUGCAUCUCAUUUGGAAACCAAGGACCCAGAGUCUGGAGGAAGAAUGGAGAGACACACACUGCAAGAUGCUUGAAGUCCAGUGUGAAGUUUCCACAGUCUGUGUUGAUUUGGGGAGCCAUGUCAUCUACUGGUUUUGGUCCACUGUGCUUCAUCAAGUCCGGGGUCAACGCAGCCGUCUGCCAGGAGAUUUUGGAGCACUUCAUUCUUCCUUCUGCAGACGAGCUUUAUGGGGAUGCUGACUUCAUUUUCCAGCAGGACUUGGCACCUGCCCACACUGCCAAAAGCACCAAAGCCUGUUUAAAUGUACGUGGCAUUACUGUGCUUGAUUGGCCAGCAAACUCGCCUGACCUGAACCCCAUAGAGAAUCUAUGGGACAUUGCCGAGAGAAAGAUGAAACAUGAGACCGAACAAUGCAGAAGAGCUGAAGGCCGCUAUUUAAGCAUCCUGGUCUUCCAUAACACCUCAGCAGUGCCACAGGCUGAUGGCUUCCAUGCCACGCCGCAUUGAUGCAGUAAUUGCUGCAAAAGGGGCCCAAACCAAGUACUGUGUCCAUAUGCAUGCUUAUACUUUUCAGAGGUCUGAUAUUGUUCUAUGUACACUCCUUGUUUUAUUGAUUGCAUAUAAUAUUUUAAUUUGCUGAGAUUGUGGAUUUGGGGUUUUCAUGAGCUGUAAGCCAUAAUCAUCGCACUUAUGACAAAUCACGGCUUGAACUAUCUUGCUUUGCAUGUAAUGCGUGUAUCUCAUAUAUUAGUUUCCCCUUUUACGUUGCAUUACUGAAAUAAAUGAACUUUUGCACGAUAUUCUAAGUUUUCGAGUAUCACCUGUACAUUAGUGCGGCUCCCGUGACGACAGACAGGAGUGUGUCGCACAGUGCCUGGGAGUUUUGCCCAUUUUGGACCUGGAUUAAUGCAAGUUAAACUUAAUACUAAAAUGCUCUUUGAGCGGUUUUGUAGAGGAGACCUAUAGAAUAAUGCCAAUAGGGCACUAUUCUAUUAAUUAUGUAAAAGGAUUGGAAAAACCCAUUAAUAAUACAUUUUUAAAUGGUAUAUAUGAAAAUAUUAAAUUAUUUUUGAUAAAAUCUUUAUUUUUUUUAUCUGACUGAGCAUCCAUGUUGGAUCAGACUUUACUGUUGUCUGACCGACCACUGCCCAAACUAACUUGCCUGCUGUUCGGUUUCAUACAGGCAGGUUAGGUUGGCAUUUCAUAUUUUUAUUCUAAUUGGGAUACUGUCAAAAGCUCAAGCAUUAUUAUGCUUUGACUACAGGAUUGGGAACUACUGAUCUAUAGACGGUCUCACAUAGUAUAAAGAGCGUAAAGUCAAGAAAAUGUUAUGGAAAUAUGUAUCUGGCGACCUGCAAACUGCUUGCCCAAGGGCGUUGGUUUUUCCAAACUUUAUUAGCAAUAUAGUAACAUCAGUUGAAAGUAAAUGCAAGUCCAUCUCGCCUCUCCUUUCCCCUCCUCCCCAUUUCAGCUAUUAUUCCAGAUGUAAGUAACAUAUUUGUUCUUGAAGUAACUGUUAAUAAGGUGUGUUUUCUAUAUAUUAAUUAAUGUAUCUGCAACCAGACUUUUGUUUCUAGGAUCUAGAGGAGUUUUGCUUCAGAUUCUGUAUAAACCAUAUGACCGUGGUUACCCAGACUAAUGCGUUUGCAGAGAUGGAGAGUGAACUUCUGAAGAACUUCAUCAACAAAGCAAGUCGAUCUGGGGCAUUCAAAAACUGACACUGCUGUAGGCAGGUGCUACAUCUGGCUGCCAUUUAGUUAUAAUAUCCAACUUUUAACCUAAACUUGAAUUUAUAAGGACUUGGUGUAUAUACUCUUUGGUCAGAAACAAAUCUGUAAAAAUCCAGCUUGUUUCUGUGAUAUGUUUUAAUAUUUCUGUCUUACUACCUACUGCAGCAAAGUAUUAUUUACUUCGUUAUGUUUCAUCUGGUAUACUACCCGUAUCUGGAUAGGAGUAAACAUAUUUACUAUUAUUUCUAUUAGAUUUGUUACUGGUUGAUCAGUAAAUACACCAAUAUUUUUUUAUUUUAAAUUUGCACUAGUGUAUUUAGCAUAAAUGUACCAAAUCUUAUAAAAUUGCAUUGACCAUAAGUAUUCAGGUAAUAAAAAAAGUUUCUAUGUUAAUUUGGCAUAAGAGAUUAAAUUAACAGACAUAUUGAACACAGGGCUACUUUAUACAUUUUUAUAAGUAGGACUUUCUUUUGUGUCUGAUACACACAUACUGUAACACUCUCUCUCAUAUUACGGAUGAAUUGUCAUGUAUUUCCCUCAUAACAAUAUUUUCGAGUACAGGGAUUUUGGAAAACUGACAAGGGAAUUGUAUAUUUUAGGGAAAAUUGGGAAAUAAUUGGAAAACAGCCGUUUUUCCAGCUUUAUUUGGGUGUAAAGGGGGAACAGUCAUUUUUAAAAAAUUAUGUUCACCAAUCUCUACAUUUAACAAAUAUGUAUUUGUGAGGUGUAAACUUUAUGUAGAAAUGAAUACCUUUUGAUUCUCUAAAUGGCACCUACAUCUUGCUCACUGUCAAUCAUUGUUCUAAGCUCCAUCCUUUACACCUGGCAAUCCGCUUAGAGAAAACAUACAGAGGAGAGGAAAAUGAAAUGGUUUUUAUUUCUCCUCUUCAUUUGCAGUGUUUGCCCUGUCUGAACUGGAUUAUGGUCUCAUUUGCUAAAUCUAUAAUAUAAACUGAAAAGAAAACAGAGCAUCUCAUGAAAACAUGUUAAUACAAGAUAUGUUCUUUUCCAAUCAAAGUGGUUCUGCCAUCAGAAAUGGUCUGUUAAUGAUCAUAUAGCAUGUUAACCAUUUACCCAGCACUGAUUUUUUUUUUUUUUUUUAAACAAUCCACUUUGGGGCAUUUUAGGCUCAGAGAGACAUAUAAACCAUUUUUUGUUUCCUAAGCCGUAGAAUGCUGGGACCUAUUUCCAAAUCACAAAAUCUGGAAUCUGACAUUGUAUCAUCUCUUGCAGCCUUGGAUUUUGUCAAUCAGUCCCUUUCAAUACAAAUUUAAAAAUUGGGAGGCAAUUGUAAGAUGGCCAUCUCCAUGUUGAAAUCUUAGCAGAACAUCAAGUUGUAUUUCCAGCUAAACUUUCUUUAGCUUGGUUAGAUGAAAUCCAUAUUUUUGUAUUGCAAUUAAAAUUCUCUUGUCAGUUCUCAUGAUUCCCAGUUUAGUGGAUAAGUACAUUAAUUAAUCAAGUGUCUUAUAACAAAAUGCGAUGUCCCACUUAGUGGCAGCAGGACUGUAUACAGUAAAUGAUGUUGUAAAUACGUAUACCAUGCUGCAGAGGGUCCUACAGGGCCAUAUUGUGAAACCUAUGUGAAAUCUUAUUGAUUUUUAGGGGUUAAUCUUUAAUGCACAGGCAAACGAAAAUAGCAUAAAAGUUUUAGUUAUUUAAUUUUUAUUUUGGAUGUUUUGUACUGUAAUUGGUUUGGAAUAAUGUGCCCUUUUUCCCCUUCUUUGUAAAAUAUAUUAUACUAUGUCCUCAAUAAACAUCUUCAUGGUGAGCUUUACCUUGAGUCUGUUAUUUCAC